GCCCGCUGUGGAGAUCGUCCAGUGACCAUCUUCACACGGAGCACGGACAUAUGCACGAACAAACCAUGCUGGGUAUAUAAGGAGAAACUAGACCAGAGCCCAAGACACACUCCCACAAGCCGCCGUCGAGAUGGGACCGUGGACUAGCUUAGUGGUGUUGGCCCUGGCGGCGGUUAGCACGCUAAGUUUUCCUCAUCCCGACUCUGCCUACAAGAUUCCAACUGUAGGACAAGGACGUCGGUCUCAGUACUAUGUCCUCCACUCCGACGGCACGUACAAAUAUGGCUACGAUACCGUUGGAGGUGCCUAUGAACAAGCAAUGGCUAAGACGCCUGGACGCCUAACUGGAGAAUUCGGAUACAAGGAUUCAACAGGAGCAGACAUCAAACUGGAGUAUACUGCUGAUGAUCGAGGCUUUAUUCCAAAAGGAAGCCACCUUCCAGUAGCUCCUGAAGUACCAGCCGUUCCACCAGUGCCUGCUGUCCCUGAAAUAGCGGUCCCUUCAGUGUAUUCAGCACCAGAACCUGUCCCUGUAGCUCCAACAGUUUACGAAUUGGCUGAAAUAGCGAGCAGUUCAGCUGAUGACGGAAGCUACAGGUUUUCAUACAAGACCUCUGACAGCUCUCGCAGCGAAACCGGAGAUGCCAACAAUGCAGUUGCUGGAGCAUAUUCUUAUAUUACAGACGAUGGGACUGACCAUUCAAUCCAAUACACAGCAAACGCCGAUACUGGUUACAUUGCAAAGGGCUCCUCUCUUCCAGUAGGCCCUUCUGUUCCAGGGGCAGAGUCUGGUAUUCCUACGGGGCACAUUUUGCCUGUUCUUACCGAGGAGGAAGCCAACGCCCUUGCUGGAGCCACACACACUGCAGCAGUUCCAGACUCUCCUGCUAUAGCUUACAGUGCUGACGCACCUUCUGACGCUUCGUACUCUUUCAGCUAUGAUGCUGGUGACAGUUCUCGCUCUGAAAGCGCAGAUGAGAAUCUUAACGUUAAAGGAACCUUCAGCUUUAUUCCUCCAGAUCUAGGCGAGAGACUGACAGUAAAUUACAUCGCUGGAUCUGAAACAGGAUUCGUGGCUGAAGGGGACCAUCUUCCUAUAGCCGAAGAUCAUGGUUUUGGUACAAAAUUGACAGGAACUCCUGAGGCUCCCUCUCAUGUAGCAGCACCCGCAGUUCCUGCAGUGCCUGCAGGACCUGUUCUGACCUACAGUGCUGAUGACUCACCAUCUGAUGCCUCUUACUCUUUCAGUUAUGAUGCUGGCUCCAGUUCUCGUUCUGAAACCUCAGACCCCAAUCUCAACAUCAAAGGAUCUUACAGUUUUGUGGCUCCAGAUACAGAGCAUCGAUACAGCGUGAAAUACCACGCUGGAGCUGAUACUGGAUUUGUAGCUGAAGGAGAUCAUCUUCCAGUUGCCCCUGAAGUACCAGUCGUUCCGCCGGUGCCUGCUGUUCCUGAGUCCGUGGCCCCCGUUGUCCACUCAUUGUAUGCAGCACCAGAGCCUACCGCUCAACAUACAGGAGAUGCAGCUCAGGCAGUUUACGAGUUUGCCGAAAUAACGAGCAGUUCAGCUGAUGACGGAAGCUACAGUUCCUACAAGACCUCUGACAGCUCUCGCAGCGAAACCGGAGAUGCCAACAAUGCAGUUGCUGGAGCAUAUUCUUAUAUUACAGACGAUGGGACUGACCAUUCAAUCCAAUACACAGCAAACGCCGAUACUGGUUACAUUGCAAAGGGCUCCUCUCUUCCAGUAGGCCCUUCUGUUCCAGGGGCAGAGUCUGGUAUUCCUACGGGGCACAUUUUGCCUGUUCUUACCGAGGAGGAAGCCAACGCCCUUGCUGGAGCCACACACACUGCAGCAGUUCCAGACUCUCCUGCUAUAGCUUACAGUGCUGACGCACCUUCUGACGCUUCGUACUCUUUCAGCUAUGAUGCUGGUGACAGUUCUCGCUCUGAAAGCGCAGAUGAGAAUCUUAACGUUAAAGGAACCUUCAGCUUUAUUCCUCCAGAUCUAGGCGAGAGACUGACAGUAAAUUACAUCGCUGGAUCUGAAACAGGAUUCGUGGCUGAAGGGGACCAUCUUCCUAUAGCCGAAGAUCAUGGUUUUGGUACAACCGCAGUUCCUGCAGUGCCUGCAGGACCUGUUCUGACCUACAGUGCUGAUGACUCACCAUCUGAUGCCUCUUACUCUUUCAGUUAUGAUGCUGGCUCCAGUUCUCGUUCUGAAACCUCAGACCCCAAUCUCAACAUCAAAGGAUCUUACAGUUUUGUGGCUCCAGAUACAGAGCAUCGAUACAGCGUGAAAUACCACGCUGGAGCUGAUAUUGGAUUUGUAGCUGAAGGAGAUCAUCUUCCAGUUGCCCCUGAAGUACCAGUCGUUCCGCCGGUGCCUGCUGUUCCUGAGUCCGUGGCUCCCGUUGUCCACUCAUUGUAUACAGCACCAGAACCUGCUCCCCAAUCUGCACCAGAGGUUUCUAAAGCCGUAGGCGCUCCUGCUGCCAUUACGCCAGUUGAGGUCCAGAGUGUUCAUCAUCCAGUAGGCUACACCUCUCAUGUGGUUGGUGAUGUCCUGCUUCAUCAGUAUGGUGUGGAAUAUCCAGACAAAUAUGGCUACGUAUUCACUGCUCUUUAAGGCUGAAGUUCAUUCAGCUAACGAAAGAGACAUCUGCUUGUUUAUCGAUUUUUGACAUGACCAGUUGAGCGCAUGGGAAAAAAUAAAUCUUCAUAUAGUUGGUUUUGUACUAACUGUUGGUUUCGAAGGUGGGGACUGUGUAAAUAAAGCAAUGUGAAAAUUUUUAAAAAAAUACAUUUUUUUACGCUGAAAA
Portunus trituberculatus (swimming crab) is the source of this 2822-nucleotide messenger RNA. RefSeq lists its product as uncharacterized. Lineage: Eukaryota; Metazoa; Arthropoda; Malacostraca; Decapoda; Portunidae. The record is from RefSeq and is a predicted model, not a curated record. Gene Ontology annotation, molecular function: structural constituent of chitin-based larval cuticle. Gene Ontology annotation, cellular component: chitin-based extracellular matrix.